AUGGAAGGGGCAUCCGUUGACAAUUUAGAAUCCUUCUUUUCAUUAGGUAUCCCCCAUGGAACCAAUCGAGGCCUACUUGAGGGUUUAUUGCCCGACAAACCUUUCUGUCCAUUGCCCCCGAAAGAUGAGAUCGCAUCGUUGGUCGAUGACUAUUUGCAGCAGUUCAACUCAAUGUGUCCCAUAUUUCGACCGUCGGCGCUAUUGUCACUUUGCGAUGACGACAACUUACAGAGCAUAUUCAAUUUCCCCGGUCGUUGGGCGAGCCUCAAUGUUGUUUUAGCGAUAGGGUAUAUGCUGCGCAUAGAGAAUAGCUCUCUUGUGCAGAUUUACCAUCAGAAGAGCUGGUUGUUCAUGAAGAAUGCCUUGGGCGUUUUGAAUGAGCUCUGCUUCGGGUUACCAGAUCUAUGGACCGUACAAGCGCUCUUAGGGAUGAUCGUCUUUCUAUUGGGGACAGUGAGCAGCCAGCCUUGUGGGUAUUUAAUUUCCUCCGUUAUGCAAAUAUGCCAUCAGAUUCGAUUGGAACGAAGUGAGAAUGGGUCUGGACUGUGUCCUGAAGAACUAGAACAACGGAGGCGGAUCUUUUGGAUUGCAUACUGUUUUGACAAAGAGAUAUCCCUCCGGGCUGGUAUUCCACUAGCGCAACACGACGAUGAUAUGGAUGUCUUAUUACCAAUGGAAGUUCCACUGGAUAACAUAGGAAUCAUGUCAACAACAGACCAACAAGGGACCUUCAACGCGUUCAGAUCGACCUGUGAACUGGCCUUAAUCAAGAGCCAAGUACACAAACACCUCUAUUCGGUCGCAGCAGCAGAUCGCCCGCUUGUUGAAGUCGCCGCCACGGUUGCGAUGUUGAACGAAAAGCUCCAACAGUGGAAGGAUAGUGUUCCCACCGAAUUUCGACCCGCCGCUUUUCCACAGUCACCGAUAGCUACGGUCCUUCUUUUUAUGCAUUUAUCAUACUUCAACUGUCUGAUCGCUAUCCAUCGGGUAACUGCGGCCCGGGGGUCCAGGCUAGGUAUGGAUCUAGUCGAAAGGAACAGUGUCUACACUCUACCCAGCCCAGUUGUAUUCACAUCGGAAUCUCUGUGCACGAAAGCUGCAACAGCGUCGAUUAACCUGACCAAAUAUAUCCCGAAAUCUAAUAUCAUCGUCAUAGGGAUCAUGAUCUAUUAUCCUAUUCUCGCAUCCAAAACACUGUCCUCUACCAUUGUUCGGAAUCCAUGGGACACCUCGCGCACAUAUCACAUCAGGCUUAUCAUGCAAGUGGAAGCAUUUGUGUCAUCCUUGGUCCUUGGGACACCCAAUGAAGGGAUCGAGGGACUUUUGAAGGACUGCGCCGAGUAUCGAUCCCUGGCUGAGGCUGCAGUUAGGGAGGCUACACAGAUAUGUCGGUAGAUCAUCUAUGUCUCUUAACACGCCGUGGAAG
Molecule: messenger RNA, 1426 nt
Organism: Penicillium samsonianum
Lineage: Eukaryota; Fungi; Ascomycota; Eurotiomycetes; Eurotiales; Aspergillaceae
Product: fungal specific transcription factor domain-containing protein
Exons: 4
Coding region: 1-1395 (464 amino acids)
Biological process (GO): DNA-templated transcription
Molecular function (GO): zinc ion binding; DNA binding
Source: RefSeq, a predicted model, not a curated record